AUGGUCCAACCCCACUUCCACAAAUGGAUCCCCAUCCACGGUCGCACGUUCCUGUACUGGUUCGGGGCCAGGCCGAGCCUGUGCGUGGCCGACGUGAACACGGUGAAGCAGGUGCUCUCCGACCGCGGCGGGCUGUACCCCAAGAACCUCGGGAACCCGCACAUCGCCCGGCUGCUCGGCAAGGGGCUCGUGCUCACCGACGGCGACGACUGGAAGCGCCACCGCAAGGUCGUCCACCCGGCCUUCAACAUGGACAAGCUCAAGAUGAUGACGGUGACCAUGUCCGACUGUGCCGGGUCAAUGAUGUCGGAGUGGAAGGCAAAGAUGGAGAAGGGGGGCAGCGUGGAGAUUGAGCUGAGCCACCAGUUCGAGGAGCUGACUGCGGAUGUCAUCUCUCACACGGCAUUCGGAAGCAGCUACGAACAGGGGAAGAAGGUCUUCCUCGCGCAGAGGGAGCUCCAGUUUCUUGCCUUCUCCACUGUAUUCAACGUGCAAAUCCCAGCAUUCAGGUACCUUCCAACUGAAAAGAACCUCAAGAUAUGGAAGCUUGACAAGGAGGUGAGGACCAUGCUGAUGAACAUCAUCGAAAGCCGUCUUGCCACCAAAGAAACCAUGGGCUACGGCAACGACCUGCUUGGGCUUAUGUUGGAGGCAUGCGCGGUAGAGGGUGGGCAUAAUCCGAUUUUGAGCAUGGACGAGAUCAUAGAUGAGUGCAAGACCUUCUUCUUUGCCGGGCAUGACACUAGCUCUCACCUGCUCACAUGGACCAUGUUCUUGCUGAGCACGCACCCUGAGUGGCAGGAGAAGCUCAGGGAGGAGGUACUAAGAGAGUGUGGCAGUGAGGUUCCCACCGGUGACAUGCUCAACAAACUGCACUUGGUCAACAUGUUCCUACUAGAAACUCUCAGGUUAUACGCUCCUGUGUCGCUCAUUCAAAGGAAGGCGGGUUCGGAUCUCGAGGUUGGUGGCAUCAAAGUGCCUGAAGGCACGGUCUUGACGAUCCCCAUCGCGAUGAUACAUCGUGACAAGGAGGUAUGGGGAGAAGAUGCCAACGAAUUCAAGCCCAUGAGGUUCGAGAAUGGAGUGACGAGGGCCGGAAAACAUCCCAAUGCCUUGUUAUCUUUCUCCAGUGGGCCGAGGUCGUGCAUUGGGCAGAACUUUGCAAUGAUAGAGGCCAAGGCUGUGAUCGCCGUGAUCCUUCAAAGGUUCUCGUUUUCCCUAUCACCUAAGUAUGUCCAUGCCCCAAUGGACGUGAUCACAUUGCGGCCCAAGUUUGGUUAA
Messenger RNA from Triticum turgidum subsp. durum (durum wheat), 1281 nucleotides. The record is from the annotation of a GenBank genome assembly. Lineage: Eukaryota; Viridiplantae; Streptophyta; Magnoliopsida; Poales; Poaceae.